Magnolia sinica is the source of this 1117-nucleotide messenger RNA. RefSeq names its product monothiol glutaredoxin-S6. The record is from RefSeq and is a predicted model, not a curated record. Lineage: Eukaryota; Viridiplantae; Streptophyta; Magnoliopsida; Magnoliales; Magnoliaceae. Gene Ontology annotation, biological process: cellular response to oxidative stress. Gene Ontology annotation, molecular function: glutathione disulfide oxidoreductase activity. Bases 353 to 739 code for a protein of 128 amino acids. Gene Ontology annotation, cellular component: cytoplasm. The transcript is spliced from 4 exons.
GAUUCCUACCGGAAUGAAAUUGUAAACACCUAAAUAUUAGCCUCAUCCAAAACUUAUGUGACCCGAGGAAUAUUUCAACGGUGAGUAUUCAAUCGCGACUGUUUCUAUCACUUCUGUGUUUGUGUCGCAAAAUGAUCCGGAAAAACGGAUGGACGGGGUGGAUUUCUCACAGACAUUAUAGUGGACUCCAUGUAGCUUUCUCUCGCAGGAAGUAGGUGGGAAAGGCUUCGGGGGCAAUCCGCGUCCGAGGAUCUUGCCGACGGCCUUUAUACAUUUCGACUCCUUGGCGGGUGCGGAAGACAGAGAGAGAGAGUAGAACAUCCGUUCCAUUUGGUUAUUGUUGGAGAGAGAGAUGUACUCGUGCAAGGGAAUGAUUGUUGUGUUAGUUGUGGCGAUUGUAGCGGUAUCAAGUGUAGACUCUGUUUCUGCCGUCAACUCGGUGUCCGCUUUGGUACAAAACGUCAUUUACUCCAACAAGAUCGCCAUCUUCUCCAAAUCCUACUGCCCGUAUUCCCUACGUGCUAAACGUGUGUUCAGUGAACUAUCUGAGAAACCUUUUGUCGUGGAGCUUGACCUUCGAGAUGAUGGAUCUGAAAUUCAGAGCAUUCUUCUAGAUCUAGUGGGCAGAGGGACUGUGCCUCAAGUUUUUGUGAACGGAAAGCAUAUUGGUGGCUCAGACGAUACACUAGAAGCAGUUGGAAAUGGGCAGCUUCAGAAACUUCUCGGUAAAACUCGGUGAUGCACAUGAUGCAAAAUAUUUGCAUCUUGGCAUGAUCCAGUAAUGUCUUAGCAUUAAUGAUUUCAGAAACUAAAUUGUCAUUUCUAGAAGAUGUCCAUAAUGAAUGUUCACAAGAGAUAGUUAAUCCAUGAUGAAUGUUGUUUACCAUUGAUUGAUCAUUCUGACACUGUAAAUGUUCAUUAUGCUGUUCCCAAAUAGGCGAAAGAUUCCUCAUCUUAAGAGUAAGAUUGGAAACAUUAAAUUGCACUCUUAAGUUGCAAAUCUUUUGUUGAAUUUAGGUGAGUUAAUAUGAAUUUUCUUGUUGCUUGUUUCCAAGUCACACAAACAAAUCAUGGAAAAUUUCAUUUUGUAUAAUCAGAUGCAUGUUUUAGUAGUGCC